Xenopus tropicalis (tropical clawed frog) is the source of this 4011-nucleotide messenger RNA. RefSeq names its product nedd4 binding protein 1 (gene n4bp1). The record is from RefSeq and is marked validated. Gene Ontology annotation, cellular component: PML body; cytosol; nucleus. NCBI's taxonomy places the organism in Eukaryota, Metazoa, Chordata, Amphibia, Anura, Pipidae.
GGCCGCUCUACCGUUUAGGAAUGGCGCUCCAGGGGUAAGGUGAGGGAAAGUUACCAUGGCUUCGGGUUCCGUCCAGAGUUCGUCAGGCAAUGGCAGAAGACAAGCGGCAGUGGUGGAUGAGUUUACAGUUCCGGGAGAUAAGAGGAGCCUUUUGGAAAAGAGCCGCCCUAGGAUCCAGGCCUUGUUCCCGGUGCUGUUUACAGUGCUGGGUUCGUUGGAAACCUUUCAGCAGUCUGAAGUGAAAGAGGACGAGGAGAAGCCAGGUCGGAUAUGGCUGCAGCUGAAGGGAGAGAAGCAAGCUGUGCGCAGAGCAAAGGAAUAUGUGAAAGGCAUCUGUGAGCCGGAAUUGGAGGAAAAGCAGAGUUAUCCAAAGGAAAUGCAUUGCAUCUUUGCAGGGGCCCAGAGUUCCUUUCUUAAUCAUCUUAUUCAGGACACUUGUGCAGAUGUGGCUCUAUCGGACAUAGGGGUCCUCGGUAUUAAGGGAGCAACUGAACCAGUGGUAAUGGCACAAAGUCGUGUUCAGCAGUUCAUUGCGCUUUUUAAAGAUAAUCUAAGUUUACCCAGUCACAAAGAACCUGCAGUGAAAAAAAAGUUUAAAUUGUAUGUUGAAAAACAUGUCGACAAGUAUACAGUUGACUUAUUGCUAUUGCCAAGUGCACUGAAAAGUGAACUCUUAAGUCUUGCAUGUGACAACCAACUUUCAUGUGAGGAUCUCUCAAGGCAGAGUUCAGAUGACAAAGCUGAAUGCAAAGUAAACCAAAAAGAUGAAGUGUCUAGAAAAGGAGCAGGGACUCCAGUAACAGAACUUACAAGUCAGCUGGAUUCUGUGUUUUCAAGUGCAGCAGAAGAUAGCCCAUGCCUGAUAGAAUGUCCAUAUUCUGAACAAGACCGUCUGUCCGUUAAAAGACGUAGCUCGGAAGCAGAGGAAAGGUUCUCCAAAAAGCCAUUUUCUUUAGAGGCUGUUCAAGUAGAUGGCCCUGUUAACAGAAAUGCUGACAAAAACAAUGUUCCCAUUAUUGACUUGAUAUCGGAACCUAGUGACUUUGAAGAUUCAGUGAUAGUUGUGGAAGCUGAUGACUGCGUGAGUUCGGAAACAGAGUAUAAAAUACUUGUUAACUUCUUCAAAACUAUGGGGUAUUCUCAGAUUGUAGUUGAGAAGGUAAUUGAUGAUCUUGGACAAUCAGAAGAACCAUUAAAACUUCUAGAAGAAAUAGAAAAGCAGAGUAAAAAAGAGCUGUCUGUACCCUUUAGCCAAUCCAGCAGUUAUAGUACAGACCUGCUGAAGGCCAGAGGUACUUCAAGUCUGCCUAAAUGUAAAAUUGCCAUAGCUGAGACUGUACAAUCUGCAGCACCGUCAAAAGUGCAACCUAAAGCUUUACUUGCCACAGACAAAGCAGGACCUUCCAAUCCCUUUUGUUACAAAUCCCAGACAAAAGCAACUGUGGUAAAUCCUAUACCUACAGAUCAGACAACUAUUGUGGCACCAGCUGAAAGAGCCUUUAAUAAUCACUUUGAUCCUCCUUUAACUGGAGUACAGAUAUUCCAAAAUUCUUUAAAAGUACAAUAUCGAUUAGAACUGAAAAAUGAGCCUGGAAGAUGGGACUUGAAACAUAUUAUCAUAGAUGGCAGCAAUGUUGCAAUGAGCCAUGGAUUGCAAAGAUUCUUUUCUUGUCGAGGCAUAGCCUUAGCUGUUGAAUACUUUUGGAAGAAGGGUCACCGGAAUAUUACAGUUUUUGUUCCACAGUGGAGAACAAAACGUGAUCCUUUUAUCACAGAACAGCACUUCUUACAGCAACUGCAGGAACUGGGAAUUCUGUCAUUUACUCCCUCCAGGACAGUGCUGGGAGCUCGAAUUGCAUCACAUGAUGAUAGGUUUCUUUUGCAUCUUGCUGAGAGAACUGGAGGUAUAAUCAUAACAAACGAUAACUUCAGAGAAUUUGUUGUUGAAUCACCAAGUUGGAGGGAAAUUAUUAAAGAAAGAUUGUUGCAGUACACUUUUGCUGGUGACAUUUUUAUGUUACCUGAUGAUCCAUUAGGAAGAUAUGGGCCCAAGCUGGAUGAUUUCCUCAGCAAACAGCCAAACAACCGAACUGUGCACAGCAGUUUUCCAUCCAGCAAUGAAAGGUUCGUUCCUAGGGAUCAGUUUGCUCCUCCAAGAAACAUGGCACCAAAAACUGGACUUAAUCAGCCCAUGGCACCAAGAGCCGGACAUAAUCAGCCCAUGGCACCAAGAGCCGGACAUAAUCAGCCCAUGGCACCAAGAACCGGACUUAGUCAACACAGAUUCUUGCAACUGAUUAAACCACAAGAACCUUUUACACCAGCUCUGCACAAUAUUGCCCGGCCCUGUCCUAUAAUGCCUCCAGAGAGAAGUCCAUCUGAGACCAUGCAAUUAAAAGAAGCCCUUUUGAAAAUAUUUCCAGAGGCAGACCAGAGACAUAAAAUAAAUGAGAUAUUAACAGCCCACCCAUUUAUGAGGGACCUUAAUGCACUGUCAGCAAUGGUACUUGAUUAAAAACAAGGGACACCAGCAAUUAAAAUUUAUUGAAGGAAAUUAUAUUUUGCUUUUGAAAUGUGGUCUCAGGGAUAAAACUUUAAUACACACAAUUUGUAAAGCCAACUUGUGACACUAGCAGUUUGGAUAAAUAUAUGCUAGAAAUAUUGUGCAAGUCAGUAUUCUUAGCACUGAAAAUGUUUGUGCUGUACAUUAUAGCGAUUGUAUUUGAAAUUCCCUUUCAGACAGGUUUUUUUUGUGCCUCUUAAACCCUGAUUACCUGAUGCUGUCUUUAUAUAUUUAUAUAUAACGAAACAAGUUAUAAUUUGGUCAUGGAAGACAUCUUGCUAUGUAGGAUGUUUAGUUCAUGCAUUUGUAUAGGGACAGGUUAAAAAAAAAAAAAAAAAAAAAAGUAGUAGUUGGGCUCAUUUAUCAGCGCUGGACAGAUCUGAACCAGGGCAGUAACUCAUGGCAACAUAUCAUGUUUGCUUUAAUUGGUCUACCUGCAGCAUUCUACAAAAAGUUAAUUAGUGAUUGGUUGCUAUGGGUUACUGUCCACGUGCAAAUAUGCACAGUGUUGGGAAAUGACCCCAGCGUAUAUUUUCAUAUGUUUUGUUUAACCUACAAAAAUGUCACUGUUUAUUUUGUGGCUGUUUUUAAGCAUCUUGUGCAGUUUCUGAAUACUGAAGCAGUCCCUGGGACGUUAAAAUGUACAAUCCAAUGCACUUUGAGUAAAAUGUUUUGUUUCUAUUUAGCAGGUAGGUUGGCUAAACCUUUAAUUCUACGUGUUCCCUUGUAUCUGUAAAUAGAAAUAUAUACUUAUUUAAUUUGCAGUCUGAUAAUCCCCUAGCAGUAUCUAAGCAUAGCACAGGCAUAACACUGUAUGAUAAUUGAUCCCAUUUUAUCCUAACCAGUUGUGACCACAAGUAUUACAGUUAAGCUAUUUCAUUUAAAGGACAUAUAAACCCCCCACCAAAAAAUGUAAUCAAUGAACAUCCUGUUUUUAAAAAGGUUAAUAGUAAGGCUCUUGGUUUACUGAGCAUGCUCACUUCUUCUCAACUCAGGUUACGAAAUGCUCUCAAGUCUAGCUACCAAUGAAGAGAUGGCACUGCUGAUUUCCAUAGAAAUCUAAGCUGUACACUAUGCUGGAGAAACAUGUUUUUUUCUCCAAACCUCCUGCCCUGAGCUCAGUUUAACCAUUACAGUGCUCAAUCCAAGCAGGACUUUAUCAGUUCUGCCUGUGUUCUUGAUUGCAUGAACUUUACAGGGCACAUGUGCUGAUUGCUGACAUCACUGAAGAUGUGUCAGAGGAAAAAAUGGCUGUUGAGUAAAAGCUGCUGUUUGUUUUAGGAAACUUUGAUGAUAUGCUGAUGAAAGGAGAGGGUAUAUGCAAUACGAAUGGUGUGGUUUAGGUGGGGGAAAUGUGCCCAACUUACAUACAUGGUAGGAAAAUGUAGGCUUUACAUGUUCUUUAAUAAAAGAAUGGGCAUUUAUUAUCCCUGUAAAUUUACAAGGCA